This is a messenger RNA of Nicotiana tabacum (common tobacco), 521 nucleotides long. The record is from RefSeq and is a predicted model, not a curated record. Lineage: Eukaryota; Viridiplantae; Streptophyta; Magnoliopsida; Solanales; Solanaceae.
AUGGUAUUCUCGAAGCGAAUAGCAGCAACAUCAAUUGCUGGCUUGUCCUAUGAUUCAGAGUCACUGCCACUUCUUCCUGAAGAACUAAUAUCUGAAAUAUAUACUCCUAAGGCUUCCUGUGAAAACCUUGCUGAAGAUGCAAAAUCUUGUCGCUAUAAGAAAUACUUUAUAUGGAAUCCAUCCACAAGAGAAUUCAAAGAAUUGCCCCUUUCACAGAGGGAUAUCACUGGUUCAUAUCGUGAGACUUAUGGUUUUGGUUAUAAUGAGUGUCAAAAGGAUUACAAAAUUGUAGUCAUCAAGAGAAAGAAAGAUACCGAGUAUGGUUUAAGUUUUAUAGUUGUUUGGGAAGUAAUCUGUGUAUUCUAUGUUGAUGAUCAUCGAAUGGAUGUGUGGGUGAUGAAGGAGCAUGGACUUGGGGAGUCAUGGAAUUUGGUGAUCUCUGUCCCUCUUUGUAAUUUUGGUCGUCCUUGGCCAAUAUUCAUCUUCCAAAAUGAUGAAGUUUUACUGAAAGAUGGUUCAAG